Messenger RNA from Osmia bicornis bicornis, 477 nucleotides. RefSeq lists its product as uncharacterized. Gene Ontology annotation, biological process: mitochondrial electron transport, cytochrome c to oxygen. The record is from RefSeq and is a predicted model, not a curated record. The transcript is spliced from 3 exons. Lineage: Eukaryota; Metazoa; Arthropoda; Insecta; Hymenoptera; Megachilidae. The coding region runs from base 36 to 359 and encodes 107 amino acids.
CUUCUACAUCUAUAGUCACUGACACAUGAUUGCGCAUGAUCCAUUCCUCGUUCGACGUUCUAAAGCUAUUAAAAAGAAGUCCGUGGUACAGGAAGGCACCCAGUAAGUUGCAAAUAGCAGACCCAAUCAUGGUUACUGAGUCGAAACCUAAGUCAGUACAGAGCUCUAAUGUAAAAAUGGCUAAAGCAAGCUCUAGAAUAGCUGAACUUCAAAAAAAGUUCCAGGCUGACCUGUCAAAACCUUCAUAUCUCUUGGCUGGUACCAGAGAUGUAAUAAUAUAUCGUAGUUGUAUAGCACUAACUGCAAUGAGCUUUCUUGCAAACAUGUAUUACAUGAUUCAACUUCACAAGAAGUUCUAAUAAAAAUAAAUUAAUACAUAAUCGUCAUAUAGACAUUUAUAGAGAAAUACAUAGCGUAUAAAUUACAUUGUUACUUCAAUGAUGUGAACUCACUAUUAUAAUUAAAUCAUUAAAAUUA